Molecule: messenger RNA, 672 nt
Organism: Nothobranchius furzeri (turquoise killifish)
Lineage: Eukaryota; Metazoa; Chordata; Actinopteri; Cyprinodontiformes; Nothobranchiidae
Gene: rpl18a
Product: ribosomal protein L18a
Biological process (GO): translation
Cellular component (GO): cytosolic large ribosomal subunit; ribosome
Molecular function (GO): structural constituent of ribosome
Source: RefSeq, a predicted model, not a curated record
GCAUAAAAAGGCUGUCCUAGUGCUACUGACAUGCGCAGUCGCUACCUUCUUCCCUCCUCUUUGACUGUGGCAGUGAUCGGGAGACACCAUGAAGGCCUCCGGAACCCUUCGGGAGUAUAAAGUCAUCGGGCGUCUGCUGCCCUCGCCCAAGAACCCCGCCCCUCCUCUUUACCGCAUGAGGAUCUUUGCUCCAAACCACGUGGUGGCAAAGUCCCGUUUCUGGUACUUUGUCUCGCAGCUGAGGAAGAUGAAGAAGGCUUCAGGCGAGAUUGUCUACUGUGGCCUGGUCCACGAGAAGACGCCCCUGAAGGUGAAAAACUUUGGUAUCUGGUUGCGUUACGACUCUCGGAGCGGAACCCACAACAUGUACAGAGAGUACCGGGACCUGAGCACGUCUGGAGCCGUCACCCAGUGCUAUCGUGACAUGGGAGCUCGCCAUCGGGCACGUGCCCACGCCAUCCAGAUCAUGAAGGUCCAGGUCAUCGCUGCUAACAAGUGCCGCCGACCUGCCAUCAAGCAGUUCCACGACUCCAAGAUCAAGUUCCCUCUGCCUCAUCGGGUCCUGCGCCGUCAGCACAAACCACGCUUCACCACCAAGAGACCAAACACCUUCUUCUGAGCAGAGCCAGUGUCGUUCUGCUGCAAAGAAUAAAAAUAUUCAGAGAAAACUAA